Arachis ipaensis is the source of this 1714-nucleotide messenger RNA. Its product is annotated as lipid-binding serum glycoprotein family protein. NCBI's taxonomy places the organism in Eukaryota, Viridiplantae, Streptophyta, Magnoliopsida, Fabales, Fabaceae. Gene Ontology annotation, molecular function: lipid binding. The record is from RefSeq and is a predicted model, not a curated record.
AUGUCACAAUAUACCGUUGUUUUGAGUCUUCAGCAAAUUGAACCAAAAAACGAAGCUUUCAUAUCCCUUCUGGUCACCCAAAACGGCCUUGAUUUCGUGAAGGAAUUGUUGGUGAAAAGGGCGAUUUCUUCAAUAAUCUCACUCCGGUUGCGGGAUAUUGAAAAAGGAGCAAAUUUUCCAGUUGUUGGUAAUGUGUAUAUGUCACUUUCCAACAUCACAAUAUACGAAAUCGAUGUUGCUUCAUCAAUUGUGAAGCCAGGGGAAGCAGGGGUUUCAAUUGUGGCUUCUGGGGUUACUUGUAAUUUGAGCAUGAAUUGGUAUUACUCUUACAGCACUUGGCUUGUUCCUGUGAGGAUUUCUGAUAGAGGUAGAGCAGAAGUUCAGGUUGAAGGCAUGCAAGUCGGCCUUACGCUUGGUUUGGAGAAUCAAGAAGGGUCUUUGAAGCUGAAACUUGAGGACUGUGGUUCUUAUGUUAAAGAUAUUUCAAUAAAAUUGGAUGGAGGUGCAUCUUGGCUUUAUCAAGGGAUAGUUGAUGCUUUUGAAGAGGAAAUCGGGUCAGCAGUAGAAAAUGCAGUUACCAAGAAACUUAAAGAAGGGAUUUCACAACUGGACUUGUAUUUGGGAAGUCUUCCAAAGGAGGUUCCAGUUGAUGAUCAUGCAUCUUUGAAUGUAACUUUUGUUAAUAAUGUCUUAUUAAGCAAUUCAUCCAUCGGAUUCGAAACUAAUGGGUUAUUCAUAGAAAGAAAUAAUUCUGUCCCUAUUCCUAAGUUAUGCCAUAAGAAAUCAGAAUUCCCAGUUUCCUGUGCAUAUUCUUCAAAAAUGCUAGGCAUAACCAUGGAUGACGCUGUCUUUAACUCCGCAUCGGGAUUGUAUUAUGAUGCAAAAUUUAUGCACUGGAUAGUGGACAAGAUACCAGAUCAAUCUCUAUUGAACACUGCAGGAUGGAGAUUUAUUGUUCCCCAACUAUACAGGAAAUACCCAAAUCAUGACAUGAACUUGAAUAUAUCUUUAUCUUCUCCUCCGGUUGUGGAGAUAUCAAAUCAGAAAGCAGGUGCCAACGUGUUUGCAGACCUAACAAUUGAUGUUUUGGAAGAACAUGAAGUAAUACCAGUGGCAUGCAUCUCAUUGGUGAUUAGAGCCUCAGGCUUGGUAAAAAUCAACGGAAACAACCUCGUAGGUGCCGUGAAAUUGGAUGACUUUUCAAUGUCAUUGAAAUGGAGCACCAUUGGCAAUCUGAGGAUGUACCUUGUUCAGCCAGUUGUGUGGACUCUCAUUGAAACUGUGUUCUUGCCAUAUGCAAAUUUACAUCUCAGCAAAGGGUUCCCUUUACCCAUCAUUCAUGGCUUCACCUUACAAGAAGCAGAGAUAAUAUUGUCAGAUUCAAGAAUCACGGUUUGCAGCGACGUGUCGUUUUCCGAUUCGAACAAGCUUCUCUUCAAAUUCAUUCAGUAGAGAUAGUGUUUGUUGAUGCAUGUAAAUAGCUCGGUUUAGAAAUCUGAAUUGUUAUCUGCUUGUACAAUUUUCAUUCAUUUGUUAGGAUAGUCAACAGUGCAAGUGUGCAACUGUCAAUAGAAAAAGAAAAGGGGAAAAAUUAAACAUUGAUAUAUAUGUACUUACACCAUAAAUUUUUAUGUACAAUGAAGGUUAUAUUCGUGAUGUACAUUGUUUUCCAUACAUAUAUUUCAUGUCACGAGUCAAUAAAGAAGUUAUUAUA